UUUCCUCCCAUCCCAACGUCCAUUUCUAAGCUACAUUCAAAAUGCUCUCCCUACGCACACUUACUCGCACAGUGCCUCGCACUUUCUCGCGAUCAAUUGCUACCUCCUCCAGAUCCGCCAUUCUCCGCCCCAUCUCAAACCUCCCCAAGACUAGCUUCAUCCAGCCCUCAUUGAAGCAGGCCAUUAGACCAUCCCAAGCCGCUUUUUCGACGUGCAAGGCAUUCAGGCAAGCUGAAGGCGAUGCUGAGCUUGCUGCCAAGCUCGAGGACGAACUUAAGCACGAGAAGUCCUCCGGCCUUGAGGACUUGGAAUCCUCUGUCCAGAACAUCCAAUAUGUUCUUCAGAAUAACUCCUGGGAGGUCAAGGAUGUUCCUGGAGAACAGGAAGUUGUUCUGACAAAGAAGUUCAAUGAUGAGGAAAUUCGCCUUACAUUCACUGUUGCGGAUCUUCAGAACCUGAGCGAGCAUGAGGAUUUGGAUGCUCUCGAUGAGCUGGACUAUCAGGGCCACCAGCCCGUGAACCAGGGCGGUGCUGGCGGCUUCGCCCAGCAUCCCGAGGACAGCGUCUCUCCCGCUGACCGUGGUGAACAGGACCUGGAGCCUAGCUUCCCUGCUCGUGUUAAUGUCACUAUCGAAAAGUCCGGCAAGGGCGCCCUGCUCAUCCAGACCGUUGCCCAGGACGGCUUGUUCCAGGUUGAGGAAGUUUCUUACUUCUCCAAGCCUGACUUGGCUCACGCUGCUACCGCUGAGAAGGAUUGGGCCAGACAGAGCCUGUACGCCGGCCCUCCAUUUGAGAACCUGGAUGAGGACUUGCAGACCUACCUCGAGCGAUACCUUGAGGAGCGCGGCAUCAACGCCGAGCUCGCCAACAUGAUUCCCGACUACAUCCAGGUUAAGGAGCAGAAGGAGUACGUCCGCUGGCUCGAGAAUGUCCGCAACUUCGUUGCCGCCUAAAGCACACGAAUCACGUAUAUCUAGCCUCUGUAUACCUACCAACUCAUUGUUGUUCGCCCAGCGAACGUUCUGCUUUUGCCCUUAUCUCUGUCUAGUUUUCUGGAAGUGAUCAGGAUGGACAUGUAUUAAUAUAGAAAUGAAUUAGGAAUCUUAUUGUAAUCAUGCC
Molecule: messenger RNA, 1119 nt
Organism: Aspergillus nidulans FGSC A4
Lineage: Eukaryota; Fungi; Ascomycota; Eurotiomycetes; Eurotiales; Aspergillaceae
Product: protein suAprgA1
Exons: 5
Coding region: 42-953 (303 amino acids)
Cellular component (GO): mitochondrial matrix
Source: RefSeq, a predicted model, not a curated record